Messenger RNA from Daldinia caldariorum, 1548 nucleotides. RefSeq lists its product as uncharacterized. The coding region runs from base 398 to 1174 and encodes 258 amino acids. The record is from RefSeq and is a predicted model, not a curated record. NCBI's taxonomy places the organism in Eukaryota, Fungi, Ascomycota, Sordariomycetes, Xylariales, Hypoxylaceae. The transcript is spliced from 2 exons.
UGCCUUUCUUACCUUAUUCCUCGAUUUUAGAGCAGUCGUUAUGUAUGGUACGGUCACCCCUACCAGUAUUUCCAAAUAUCAUUAUUAGAUUUCUAUAGACCAUUUACAUAUCGAGGACACUGGAAAUAAGUUACUGGGUGUCCAGCACUUACCAGUGAAGAAAACCUAAUAGCGCCUCUCCGAAGACCAUUGAGCAUCGUUUGAAGCUGCCUCCUAAGACAACCAUACGCCCGGCAGUCGUGACUUGAGAGAAUUUGGAAUUUGCUUGACAAGAAAGAUCCUAGCUGGAAAUGGCAUUCCCCCUUGAAGCAUCCUACCUAAUUCUAGGAUCUCUUAUUUACAUCCCAUCUUCCCUACAAACCUGCUUCAUCUCAUCUACCUUAGGUACGCUCUGAAAAUGGCGUCCACAAUCUACCCGUCCAAGGACACCAACCCUCAUCGUUCCCAUAUCCCACGUCUUAACCUCGACGCGGCAAUGGCCUCUCAGCCGCCUUCUGCACCCCCUUCUCCCAAGCCAAACAACAAUGGUAACAGCGGUAGUAUUCCUCCAAAACCUAAGGACUAUGGAAAGGAUACCUACCGUCUACUUACGCACGUCGAGUGGGUUCAGUUUUGCCGAGGCGUUGGCGUGUUCAAGGACGACGAGAGCGAAGAAGUCAUCCGUCCAACCAGUGCCUUGUGGCCGCCAAAGGGAUUCAGAGACGGCUUGUACCAAGACGUACUCAGCGAGAAGGCCAAGUUCACGUACAUGUUCCAUUUCGUGGAUAUCGUCAGCUGGCUCUUGAUGCUUCUCCAGAUUGCAAUGGGUGCUGUCUUGACUGCCCUCGGGUCAGUGUCCUCGGCGAAGAAUGGGACGCCAAUUACUACUAUCGCCGCGAUCAACACCUGUGUAGGUGGCAUUCUCGCUUUGCUACACAACAGCGGCCUGCCAGCCCGGUACCGCUCGGACAGGAACGAGUUCUACAAGCUCGAGGAGCACAUAAAGUCUAUCGUCGACACGGCUCUCGUACCUGCCGAUCAUGACAUCAAUGCCGUACUCGCUGGCUGCUUCGACAUGUUCCGCGACGCCCGACAGACUGUCCAAAACAACAUCCCGGCUUCUUAUACCGCCGCCCCAACUAGCGGCAAGGCGCCCGGCGCCAGAGCCUCCAAGGUGAUCGAGCCAAAGAAGUGAAGUCGGUUUAUAUCGGAUUCAUAAGAUUUUUUGAGGAACCCAAAUAGCUCUAGUUUUGCUAUUCUGAGAAGAAGCAUAUUAUUUUAUUGAAAGGGGGAUUUUAAUGCCCGAUUGAUGGAAUGUUACUGAUACCAUAUGUUAGCCUUAUGCUAUUCAGGUCGAAAUAAGUCUUUUUUUUUCUGGAGACGCGAUAAUGACUUCAAGGUUGCACGGAGGCGUCUCAUUAUUUGGAAUUAUCACUUGUGUACCUACCUAGACCUACCUAAUGUAAGUAGCAAAGGUUUAGUUUUUGCUCGCCCGUUAAGGGGUAAGGGCACAACUAUGUAAUGUGUAUGGGAUAGCUUGAAUUAUAAGCCCCCUUUAAGUCUCGUCAA